AGACCGGAAGUUUAGCCGGUUGCUGUUGGUGAAUGGUGACAGCGUCUCAUCAUACCAAAAUAAUUUUCCCCUUACAGUGUUAACCCAGUCUCCCCUUUCCCUUGCCCAUGGCGUCGAACUCUAACAUGGAUAUAGAGGGUGCCACCCAGCACCUCCGGGACAUCCUGAAGCUCGACAGAGCCGGGAGCAGCGCCGACGCUCAGCCGGGUGACGGUCAGAGAAAACUCUCCUUUAAUGGAGAGCUGAACGGUUUGCUGGGAACGGGCCUGCUAGGAAGCACCGAUCGGCCAUCCAUGUCAGAAUCUACCAGACCCAUCUCCACGGACAUAAGCAGCAUUCAGGAGAGCCAGAGGAUCUGCCUUAAUGGUGACAACGGAACCACCUGCAUUCCCAUCACCUCCAGCAACGUGGAGAUCGUGGCGAGUCAGGACUCCAGCAUCAACAGCAAGGCGCGAGGGAGCAACCAGGUCAAGAUUCAGACUGUCGCCAAAUACGACUGGGAGCACAAGUAUUACUACGGCAGGCUGAUAGCCGUGUCCAACUCCUUUGUGGCUUAUGCCAUUAAAGGAGCCAAUAACCACGCCAUGAUUCGGGUUCUGAGUUUGGACUUUAACGAGCGCACCCUGCUGAAGGGGUUCAGGGGAGCCGUCGCAGAUCUGGCUUUUGCCCACCUCGACUCAUCUCUGCUGGGCUGCGUUGACGAGGCGGGAAACCUGAUGGUUUGGCAGCUCACUUUCACCGGCAACAAAAUCCUAGAUCAGAUAGUGGUUGAUGUCCAACGGCCAGAGGACACCCCGCUGAACUCCCACCGCCGCCUCGUGUGGUGUCCGUUCAUCCUGGAUGACAACGAGGAGAACCAGGACGACAUCAGCCAGACUCUGGCCCUCCUGCAUGACGACAGGGCCGAAGUUUGGGAUCUGGAGAUCUUGAGAGCCAACAACAGCAGCUGGCCUGUUGAUGUCACUGAGCUCAAAGAAGGUCUCAUCACAAUCAAGGGUCACACCAAGCGAGUCAGCGAAGGAGCAUUGUCUCCUGAUGGAACGGUGUUGGCCACGGCCAGCCAUGAUGGGUUCAUCAAGUUCUGGCAGAUCUACAUAGAAGGUGGACAGGACAAGCCCAGAUGUCUUCAUGAACUGCGGCCUCACGGAGGACGUCCUCUGUCCUGCCUUCUGUUCUGUGACAACCACAAGAGGCAGGAUCCAGAAGUUCCUUUCUGGAGGUUUCUCAUAACCGGAGCAGACCAGAACCAGGAGCUGAAAUUGUGGUGCACCGUUUCCUGGACCUGUUUACAAUCAAUCAGGUUCUCUCCGGAUCCGUUGACCUCAUUGGUUCUGCCAAGUCUCAAGGCCAGUUUGGAUCUUUCUGCUGAAUAUCUGAUUCUCACAGAUGUGCAGAGAAAGGUUCUGUACGUGAUGGAGCUGCGACAGGAUCUGGAGAGGGGAAAAGCAAGUUUCACGGCGGUGUCGGAGUUCCUGCUCACCCACCCUGUGCUCAGCUUCGGGGUCCGGGACGUCACCCACUGCCGACUGCGGCACACCGAGGUCCUCCCUGCAGAGGAGGAAAGCGAGAGCAUGUCAGCAGAGGGCACCCAAGGACCCACAGAGUCCAAAUCUGGGAUCCAGAUUAAGCUCUACUGUGUUCACACCAAGAGUUUGCAGGAUGUCCAGAUCUGGUUUCAGCCUAACUUGGGUUCCAACUCGGCAGGAUUUCUUUCGCACUCUGAUUCCCACGAUGGUUUGGCAUUUUCAGAUCACCUCACGGAUCAGAGCUCUGAUAAAGAAUCCAGAAGUGGCUCGCAGACGGACCUCAGGAAAAUCCCGCCGCUUCCCGCUCCUUCUGACUUCCUGUCUAACUCAGCGGCUGGCAGCGGAGCGAUGCCCAAGCUAAUGACUCCAGAUGCCUUCAUGACACCGAGCACUUCGGUCCCGGCGUCUCCUGGCAGCAGCGCUAGCAGCCUGACCAUUGUGACCGCCAUUAGCAGCAACUCAGACUCCACCAACAGAGCAUUGGACGACGUCAGUCAGAGUCCCAGCAGAGGAGACAACAACAGCAGCAGCAGCUUGGGACACUCGGCCUCCACCAGCAGCCCCAGAGCUGCUUCUGCAGUUCUGCUCCCCGGACUGGAAAGCCUGCCGCCGUUGGGUUCUCCUACGGGUCCUCUGGCUCUCGACAGCCCUCAGAUCCUAGAUUCUCCCCUCCUGCCACCCUUGGCCUCUCCAACCAGAGCCCGCUCCCCAGACGUCAUCUCCUCGGCCUCCACAGCUCUGUCCCAGGACAUGCCGGAGAUCGCCUCGCAGACCCUGCAGCUCCAGAGGGGCCAUGUGUCCGGACUGGAGACUCUGCCUCUCUCCGCCCUUCAAACGGACAGCAUGGCUUCUGCCGCUUCUGCUCUGCAUCUGCUGACCUCACCACGCACAGCUGGCAACAACGGUUUGUUGCCCCUUGAACUUGGAGGAGUAGACGUGCCGGUGAGCGGGACAGCAGAGUCUGAGUCCAGGCUCAGCAACCAGCCGUCUCUUCUGGAGAACGCUCUGUCUCAGGAGAACCCCGGGGCUGUGGGGGGUUCCUCAGACGGUAACGUCAGCCACACGCCGUGGCCAGCUGCCCCGGACAUCACCAGAGAAACCAGGAACAGUCUCAGGGACAACGGGCUGGUGGACUGCUCGAGGGAGGAGUCGCAGGAGAGACACCUGAGCUCACCUUACCACCGACGCUCCUAUCACCUGACGCACAGCGACAGCCAGGACGCUGCCGCCGAGCAGAGUGACCCUGAUGACGAGAUCUCCAGUCUGGCUUCGUCCUCUGGGAACUGUGGCUCCCGCUCGUCUCACAGAAUAGCGGUCAAAGAGUGGAAGACCUCACCCCGAGGCUCACCCAAACUCAAGAGGAAGAUGAAGAAAGAUGAUGGUGAAUUCUGUCAGUCCAGACACAUGGAUCCUGCUCAGUUUAAUACAGAAACUCAGGAUGAGUUGUUGAUGCUGCUGCGCACCCAGCAGAGGGAGUUAGCGGAACUGUCGGCCCUGAUCGAGACCAUGCCGGGUACCAUCAUGGCUCAGGUGGAGCAUUUGCUGCUAAAACACCAGGAACAAGAACACCGCAGACUGGAUCGAGUUCUGGCAGAGAGUCAGAACCACCAGCAGCGGCUUCAGGAGCAGCUCAGCCAGCAGCUCAGCCACGCUCUCAGCUCGGCGCUGACAAACCGGAUGGACAAAGUUCUACGAGAGGAGCUGAAGAAAACCGUCCCACCAACCAUCUCCAAAAGUCUUGAACCUGUCACGGGUCAACUGAACAACACGAUAGCUGCUAAACUGACUGCUGUGGAGGUCACCCUGAAAGAUAACGUGAUCAAGGUGGUCAAAUCCAAGAACCUAACGGAUUCGAUCGGUCGAGCAGCAGCCGAAGCAAUACAGGGACCCAUCCAAAUGGCUUACAAAGACGCUUUCCAGAGCACGGUCCUGCCCGUCUUUGAAAGAGGCUGCCAGACCAUGUUUCAGCAGAUCAACGACAGCUUCAAACAAGGCACGCACGAAUACAUCCAGCAGCUCGAUACUCACAUGAAGAACAGGAAGCAGAGAGAGCAGGACGCACGGGACCCCGUGGUCGGGCAGCUCCAGCAGAUGAUCGACAGCUUUCAAAGCUCCACUGAUCAGCUGACCAGCAACAUCACAGCCACCGUCCGAGCCGAGGUCCAGCACCAGAUGCAGAUGAUGGUGGGAAAUCUGCAGGAGUCCAUUCUCAGCCACGUGCAGCGGAUCGUCAAAGGGGAGGUGAGCCAGGCCAUGAAGGAGCAGCAGGCGGUGGUCACCUCCAGCAUCAUGCAGGCCAUGAGGUCUGCAGCUGGAACCCCCGUCCCCACGGCGCACCUCGACUACCAGACCCAGCAGGCCAACAUCCUGCAGUUCCUCCAGCAGGGCCAGCUCAACCAGGCCUUCCAGCAGGCUCUGUCGGCGGCUGACCUGAACCUGGUCCUGUACGCGUGCGAGACCAUCGACUCGCAGCAGGUCUUUGGUCAGACGCCCUGCCCUCUCAGCCAGCCGGUGCUGCUCUCACUCAUCCAGCAGCUCUCCUCCAACCUCUCCACUCACUCCGAGCUCAAAAUCAGCUACCUGGAGGACGCUGUGAUGAACCUGGACCACAGCGACCCCCUGACCAGAGACCACAUGUCCUCCGUGUUGACCCAGGUCAGACCGAAGCUCCUGGCCUUCCUGCAGCAGGACUCCCACAGUCCGCUCGGCAAGAGGGCGCGCCGCCUGCUGAUGAUGCUGCAGGGACUCGUCAGCCACUAGUCCUGCCAAGACCGCCGGACCUCCAAGAACGUUUCAGAGGACGGAACCAUCGCGGACCGCUUUGACCACAUUCUGGGAUCCAAGCUCCACCCGGUUACAUUCACUCCUGUGGUUCGUUCACGUUCAGCCGAUGUUGAUAAUCAGACGUGUUCAUUAUUUUUUAUUUGUGCGGGAUGAGAACGGUUCCUUCGUUCCUGCUCCUUUGGACACUCCGUCUGAAAAAGGCUUCAAGAGCGCUCAGCCGAACGUGGCUCUUCCUUUUUGUUUUUUCUCGAAACGCCGCCUCGUGUCUCGGCCUUAAGAGCAAACAGUUUUCUUCUUUCACCAGACAGGAACCAACAGAAUCAAACCUGGCAACCAAAAGUAUGUGGAGAUCCAACGUCUGUGUCUCCUGCACAUCUGUAGGCUGGAGGCAGCCAUCGCUGGAGUGACUGAAAGAAACAACCGAGGACGACAAAGUUUUCACAUUAGUUUUAUUUUUGACUGGCCUUGUUUUUAGACCUGAUUCUACUGGAGGAUUAAAAAAGACUCGACACGAUAACACUUUUUUUUGGAUGUUUCUUAACGUCUGAACUCAGCUGGCAGCCGUCCACACGAGCAGCUCACCUGCGUCUACAUGUAAUCUCCUUUUUAUAUUUGACCUAAAAAAAUCAUUUAGCAUUUGUAAGCCAUGUAUACUUGCUUUAAAGUUGUAAAAGUAGAUGAAUGAUA
Messenger RNA from Nematolebias whitei (Rio pearlfish), 4997 nucleotides. RefSeq names its product enhancer of mRNA decapping 4 (gene edc4). Bases 108 to 4286 code for a protein of 1392 amino acids. NCBI's taxonomy places the organism in Eukaryota, Metazoa, Chordata, Actinopteri, Cyprinodontiformes, Rivulidae. Gene Ontology annotation, molecular function: protein binding. Gene Ontology annotation, biological process: deadenylation-independent decapping of nuclear-transcribed mRNA. Gene Ontology annotation, cellular component: P-body. The transcript has 30 exons. The record is from RefSeq and is a predicted model, not a curated record.